Lolium rigidum is the source of this 815-nucleotide messenger RNA. RefSeq names its product 60S ribosomal protein L18-2-like. The record is from RefSeq and is a predicted model, not a curated record. Bases 80 to 646 code for a protein of 188 amino acids. The transcript has 5 exons. Gene Ontology annotation, cellular component: ribosome; cytosolic large ribosomal subunit. NCBI's taxonomy places the organism in Eukaryota, Viridiplantae, Streptophyta, Magnoliopsida, Poales, Poaceae. Gene Ontology annotation, biological process: translation. Gene Ontology annotation, molecular function: RNA binding; structural constituent of ribosome.
UCUCCUUCCCGAGCCGGAGGCGGACGAGGUAAGAAGAAGCAGCCGCACAAGGAACCCUACCGCCGCCGCAGCAGCAGCCAUGGGUAUCGACCUCGAAGCCGGCGGGAGGAACAAGAGGACCAAGCGCGUCGCCCCCAAGUCCGACGAUGUGUACCUCAAGCUCCUCGUCAAGCUCUACCGUUUCCUGGUGAGGAGGACCAAGAGCAAGUUUAAUGCCGUCAUCCUCAAGAGGCUCUUCAUGAGCAAGACCAACCUCCCACCGCUCUCCAUGCGCCGCCUCUCCAACUUCAUGAAGGGCAAGGAGGAGAAGAACAUUGCUGUGGUUGUUGGUACAAUCACAGAUGACAAGAGGAUCCAAGAGAUCCCGGCCAUGAAAGUUACUGCCCUGAGGUUCACUGAGACGGCCAGGGCAAGGAUUGUCAACGCUGGUGGGGAGUGCCUCACGUUCGACCAGCUUGCUCUCCGUGCUCCGACAGGGGAGAACACGAUCCUCUUGAGGGGACCCAAGAAUGCACGUGAGGCAGUGAGGCACUUUGGCAAGGCUCCUGGUGUGCCGCACAGCCACACCAAGCCGUAUGUGCGCUCCAAGGGCAGGAAGUUUGAGAAGGCUCGUGGUAGGAGGAACAGCCGUGGCUUCAAGGUCUGAUUUAAUCGCUGUCUGCGUCGUGCGACUGUUGUUCUGUUUGAGCAAUUGACAGUAAUUAGUAAAGUACUUUGUACUGAGAGUAGCCCCUGUGUUGGAAUGAUAUUUUGCAAGAUUCUUAUCUCUGUCAACUGUUUUGAGUUUGUGAGCAUGAAGACAAUAUUUUGUUGCA